Molecule: messenger RNA, 1155 nt
Organism: Symbiodinium sp. CCMP2456
Lineage: Eukaryota; Dinophyceae; Suessiales; Symbiodiniaceae
Source: the annotation of a GenBank genome assembly
AUGAGGAUUGCCAUGUUUUCCUGGGAGUCCUUGCACAGCAUCACUGUAGGCGGCGUCGCCCCGCACGUUACCGAGCUGGCGGCAGCGUUGCAGCGCCGCGGCCACGAGGUCCACAUCUUCACGCGCAGGGCGGAGGGCCAGCAGCUGCACGAGGAGAUCUACGGCGUCAUGUACCACCGCGUGAACAGCCCCCCGUGUGAAGACUUUGUGGAUCAGAUGGAGAAGAUGUGCAACUCCAUGGCCUGGAGCUUCGGCGAGACGGCCGCGUUGAUCGGGGACUUCGACAUCGCGCACGCCCACGACUGGAUGGCUUGCAAAGCCAUGGUGCAGUGCAAGAACACCCACGGCACCAGGUGCAUCUUUACCUUCCACAGCACGGAGCAGGGAAGGUCGGGGGGCCCUGGGGGAGGCUCACAGCGUGUGACGGAGUGGGAGGGGGAGGCGAGCUUCGUUGCGGACCGGGUGAUCUGCGUGAGCGAAAGGUUGAAGGUGGAGGUGCUGGAGCUUUUCCAGCUCCCGGACUCCAAGGUUUGGGCGAUCAACAACGGCAUCCAGUGCUCGCGCUUCGAUGGGAUGUUGGAGGACCCCGCCGCAGUGAAAGGCUGCUAUGACAUCGGGCCCCUGGAUCCCGUGGUCCUCUUUGUGGGGAGGAUGGUUGGGGGCAUGAAAGGUGGGGAUCUUCUCAUUGAGGCGGUGCCCGACAUCUUGGCGUGCCACGGAGGAGCAAAGGUUGUCUUCGUGGGAGACGGGGACAACAAGAUGCACUGCGAUCACCGCGCGAAGGAGAUGAACAUCGAAGGCUCGGUUCGAUUCUUGGGAGCACGGUCAGGGGAGGAGCUAGUGAACUUGUUCAAAGUGGCGGACGUGGUCGUCGUCCCCUCGCGCUACGAGCCUUUCGGGUUGACGGUCUGUGAGGCCUGGGCCGCUGGGAAGGUGGUCGUUGCCUCGGAUCAGGUGGGCUGUCCAGUGGCCAACGGCGAAGAUGGCUGGGUGGUCUCAGCCACCACGGAGGGCAUCGCUUGGGGUGUGUCAGAGGUCUUUAAGGAUUUCGAUCGUGCCAGGGAGAUGGGGAGCAAAGGAAGAGUCAAGGCGGCUUUCUCCCUAUCUUGGGAUGCCUGCGCGGAGAUCACGGAAAGGGCGUACAGUGAAUUCUGA